UCAGGGGACUACAACUGAUUAUAUAUAGAAUAAAAAAAAAUUUUACUAUAGAUUUUUUUUAAUAAUCUCAAUCAGACAUGUCGGUCAUAUACAAAACUUCCAUGGGUGUGAUUGGUAAAUACGUUCCGGAGAAAUUGCAGCCUUUGUGGAAACAUCCAGCUGGUCCGCAAACGAUCUUUUUCUGGGCUCCGGUAUUCAAAUGGGGUCUUGUUAUCGCAGGCCUCAGCGAUCUUAAGAGACCAGCAAGUGAACUCUCGAUAUCACAGUCAACUGCUUUGGGAAUGACUGGAUUGGUCUGGAGCAGAUAUUCCCUCGUUAUAAUCCCGAAGAACUAUUCUCUCUUCAGCGUUAAUGUGUUCGUCGCAUGUACAGCGCUCUACCAAGUAUCCAGAGCAAUAAAAUACCGAAGAGAUUUGGCAGCUCAAGAAGCUUCGAAGAGUAAUCAACAGUAAUUAGAAUAAUUAAUAGAAACCGAAAAUACGACGAAGGCAUUCCUGCCAGCAGAGAUAAUGCUCUAGGCGAUAAAAAUGUACACAGACACAUACACGCUCAAUCACACCGACAUACGUAAACGUAGGUAAAUCCAGGUAAUUGUGAUGAAUUCUUGACCUGAACUGUGAAAAUUUUUUUAAAUAUAUAUCGGUCGACGAACGGCGAAAAUGUACGAUUUUGACAUACAAAGACAUGCAUACGGCGAAGUGAAAAUAAUGUGUAUAUAAUAUAAGAAACGGAUGUGUAUCGAUGUGUUGUCGCCGGAAGCUGGUCUUCCCACAGGCACGAUAUAGGCAAAGGCAUAAUUAUAAUUAUCAUAAGAACUAAAAUUCGAUGUGUUCAAUCCUAAGAUGUAAUCAAUCGGACAAACAGCGCAUGCAUGCGGUGCAUUACCUGAAAAU
Messenger RNA from Diprion similis, 893 nucleotides. RefSeq names its product mitochondrial pyruvate carrier 2-like. NCBI's taxonomy places the organism in Eukaryota, Metazoa, Arthropoda, Insecta, Hymenoptera, Diprionidae. The record is from RefSeq and is a predicted model, not a curated record. Gene Ontology annotation, cellular component: mitochondrial inner membrane. The transcript has 4 exons. The coding region runs from base 78 to 452 and encodes 124 amino acids. Gene Ontology annotation, molecular function: pyruvate transmembrane transporter activity. Gene Ontology annotation, biological process: pyruvate import into mitochondria.